Messenger RNA from Prorocentrum cordatum, 2487 nucleotides. The record is from the annotation of a GenBank genome assembly. NCBI's taxonomy places the organism in Eukaryota, Dinophyceae, Prorocentrales, Prorocentraceae.
GACAGCGGCGACGAGAGCAGCAGCGCCUGCGAGCCGCCCUGCGAGGUGCUGCGGGCCCACCCAGAGGACGCGGACGGCGUCCCCCAGGCUCGCCGUGCCCGCCGCCGCCGCCGCGCCGAGCCGCCGUCGUCGGCGACUGAGUCCGCGGAGGAGGACGAGCCCGCCGCCAAGGCCGAGGCAAACGCCGAGGCCGACGGCGACGCGGGCGCCACGGGUUCGGCAGGCGCGAGCCGCGCCGAGGCUGGCGCCGAGGCUGGCGCCAAGGCUGGCGCCGAGGCUGGCGCCGAGGCCGGCGCCGAGGCUGGCGCCGAGGCUGGCGCCAGGGCUGGCGCGAGGGCGGGCGCAGAGGUCGCCGCGUCGGAGAGGACCGACGAGACGGCGGUCGCCUGGCGCAUGAUGGGCUUGCCUGGCGAGCCGCCCCGCCAUAUUCCCGACAGCGACUACGUGGCCAUGAUGAAGGAGAAGUUCAAAAAGGAGGCGGCCGAGAGGGAGGCAGCCCAGGUGGCCCAGGUGCAGGCAGCCCAGGCGGAGGCAGCCGAGAACGAGGCGGCGGUGAAGGAGGCAGCCCAGAAGGAGGCAGCCGAGCAGGAGGCAGCCCAGGCGACGGCAGCCCAGGCGGAGGCAGGCAAGCAGGAGGCGGCGGCGAAGGAGGCAGCCCAGAGGGCAGCCGAGCAGGAGGCGGCGGCGAAGGAGGCAGCCCAGAGGGCAGCCGAGCAGGAGGCGGCGGCGAAGGAUGCAGCCCAGAGGGCCGCCGCCCAGGCAGCGGAGCAGCCAGCGCAGGCUGCGCCCCAGCAGCAGCAGCAGCAGCAGCAGCAGCCGCAGGCUGUGCCCCAGCAGCAGCAGCAGCAGCAGCAGCAGCAGCAGCAGCCGCAGGCUGUGCCCCAGCAGCAGCAGCAGCCACCGCAGGCUGUGCCCCAGCAGCAUCAGCCCUUCGAAUUUGGCAUGGACUUCUCCGACUUCUUCAACACCAGCGGCGGCGACGAUCUCGACAAUAAGCUAGCCUCGCAGGCGGCGAAGCUAGCAGCAGCUGUCGACGAUGAUGUGAUGUGCAACGUGCUGGGCGAGAUCUACAAGUCGCCUUCGUGGAGCUCCUACACGUCCACGGAGGCCGAGCUCGACGGGCAAGAGGUCGACCCCGACAACUGCACCAUUGACGCCGACAUGAAGGACGCAGAGUUUUGGGAGAGCGUGCGAGCCAAGAACUGGAUGUUCAACGCGAGGGGCGCCGCGGGCAAUGCCGCAGGUGGCCGCUGGCAACGGCGCAUCACGGGGAAGGGCGCUCAGAGCAAGGCCGACAAGAAGGAGUGCGACAAGCUGAGCGGCAACCAGGACGCCCAGGCAAAGUUCAGGGCGCAGUGGCUCAAGAGCACCUUCAAGCAUAAGAUGCAGGAGAGGGUCCACACGAAGCAGUUCCGCAAGCGCGUCUACAAGGACGGCAGGUACCUGACAGCCAACAGGAUCAUCGUGGAGGAGGGCGGCGGCAAGCGCGGCUCCAGGAGCUGCGCCAACUACUGCCUCAAGUGUUUGGCCAUCGGCGCGCCAUUCGUCAGCGGGCGCGUCAAAUAUUGCAGCUGGCGCAAAGACCUCGUCUUCUUGUAUUUCAUCGAGGGCGUGGAGGAGGAUUUCACGGAGGUCUGGGCGUUGACGAAGAAGUUCUUCGAACAGGCUGAGGGCCCCGCGCAGACCCGCGCGGCCGUGAGCAACCAGGAGAGCGACGCCGCGACGAUCGAUCUCUUUGACACCGCGCGCCAGCAGGGCAAGGCGGAGGAUGAGGCGGCGCUGAAGCACGAGGAGGAGCGCCAGGCAACGGAGCAGGCGGCGCAGAGGCGCGAGGCAGAGGAGCAGGCGGCGCGGGAGGCGUCCAAGCGAACUGGCGCUGAGGACGCUAGCUCUGGCCCCCGCUCGAAGCGCGUGAAGAAGAGCGACGGCGGGGCAGGAGGUGCCCCUGGGGAGGAGCCUGCAGCCGCGCCAGGAACCGACGCCGCCCCCCACAAGAAGAAGGCGAAGAGGGAGCAGACGCCGCUCCAGAAGGCGAUGGCCGAGGCGAAACUUGUGCUCCAGAUGCACGGCCAGGUGACGGCGUCUGCAACUACCUUGAGCAAUGCGAUUGCCAAGGCGGAUGCGAAGUGGGCCUUUGCCAAUUCGCCCGAGGUGCUCGAGCCCUUCACCAAGGCGAACGACAAGCUGAGGAGGACGAUCGACAGCAAGCCCGCCUUCGCGGAGUUCCUGCGCGCCCGCGACCUCGGCGAGCUCCAGGCAGUGGCAAAGAAGAAGGACGGCCUGAAUGAGUUGCAGGCCGACCUGGAGUCGUUCGCCAAGCUGGUCAACCCGUGUUUGGAGGAGAUCCAGCUCGAGACGAGGCCGCUGGUCAGCACGGCGGAGACGAGGGAGGAGGAGAAGGCCAAGGCGGCCGCGGCAAAGGCGGACAAGAACAACACGGUCCCCAAGAAGCCUCGCAAGAGCAAGGCGGCGACGGCGGAGUCGUGA